Artibeus jamaicensis (Jamaican fruit-eating bat) is the source of this 4492-nucleotide messenger RNA. It is a transcript of the gene TP53BP2, whose product is annotated as tumor protein p53 binding protein 2. Gene Ontology annotation, biological process: regulation of apoptotic process. The record is from RefSeq and is a predicted model, not a curated record. Gene Ontology annotation, molecular function: p53 binding. Gene Ontology annotation, cellular component: nucleus. NCBI's taxonomy places the organism in Eukaryota, Metazoa, Chordata, Mammalia, Chiroptera, Phyllostomidae. The transcript has 21 exons. The coding region runs from base 454 to 3828 and encodes 1124 amino acids.
GGGGCUGGAAUUCCGCGGCUGGUGUUACGGCGUUCUGAGUUCUGUGACUCCGCCACCCCGUGGGGAGCCGAGUUUCUGCGAGUCCCGGCCCCUCCGGCCUGUGCCGCCCCGUGCCCGACCCCGCGCCAGAAGGUGGAUAAGGAAGGAAACCCGGCUCCGUUUUAGCGUUUUGGAGAAGGUCUGUGCUCGGCCACGAGGAUCCUUGGUCAUUAUUAGUGAUUUGUCUUCAGGCAAUCAUACCAGUUAUUCUAGAAAGACACUAUCCAGUCUACUGUGAAAUGCUCAGUUUCCUACCAGUGAACCCUCUAUAACCGGAACUUUCUAGCACUGGGAGAAAAGAUGUGAUGAAAGCCAGAGAGCAUUCGAGAAACAGCGUGGGACAAAAGCAGUGCACACAGAUAUGGAAUCGUCAUGCCUCACCGAUGAACACUCAGCUGCCUGUGUUGGCACUCGAUGUUUCUCACCGUGUACCUCAGCAACAACGAGCAGCACUUCACAGAGGUGCCCGUCACCCCGGAAACGAUAUGCAGAGACGUGGUGGACCUGUGCAAGGAGCCCGGCGAGAGCGAGUGCCACCUGGCCGAAGUGUGGUGCGGCUCAGAACGCCCGGUCGCAGACAACGAGCGGAUGUUCGACGUCCUGCAGAGGUUCGGGAGUCAGAGGAAUGAAGUGCGCUUCUUCCUCCGUCACGAACACCCCCCCGGCAGGGACGUCGUGAGUGGACCGAGGUCUCAGGAUCCAGCUUUGAAAAGAAAUGGAGUGAAAGCCCCUGGUGACCACCGAAGGAAGGAGAACGGCGUCAACAGUCCCAGGAUGGACUUGACUCUUGCCGAACUCCAGGAAAUGGCGUCUCGCCAGCAGCAGCAGAUCGAGGUGCAGCAGCAGAUGCUGGCUACGAAGGAACAGCGCUUAAAGUUUUUGAAACAGCAGGAUCAGCGGCAGCAGCAGCAGGCUGCCGAGCAGGAGAAGCUAAAGAGGCUGAAAGAGAUAGCGGAGAACCAGGAAGCUAAGCUCAGGAAGGUGAGGGCGCUCAGAGGCCACGUGGAGCAGAAGAGACUGAGCAACGGCAAACUCGUGGAGGAAAUUGAACAGAUGAAUAGUCUGUUCCAGCAGAAGCAGAGGGAGCUGGUCCUGGCCAUGUCGAAAGUGGAGGAACUUACAAGGCAGCUCGAGAUGCUCAAGAACGGCCGGAUUGAUGGCCACCAUGACACCCAGUCGGCGGUGGCUGAGCUUGACCGGCUGUACAAGGAACUGCAGCUGCGAAACCAGCUGAACCAGGAGCAGAACGCCAAGCUGCAACAGCAGAGGGAGUGUUUGAAUAAGCGCAAUUCAGAGGUGGCCGUUAUGGAUAAGCGUGUGAACGAGCUGAGGGACCGGCUGUGGAAGAAGAAGGCGGCGCUCCAGCAGAAAGAAAACCUUCCAGUGUCACCGGAUGGGAACCUGCCCCAGCAAGGCGUGUCGGCACCCAGCCGCGUGGCUGCCGUUGGCCCCUACAUCCAGUCAUCCACCAUGCCCCGGAUGCCCCCCCGGCCCGAGCUGCUGGUGAAGCCGGCUCUGCCCGACGGCCUCUUGGCCGUGCAGCCCUCCGAGGGGCCCAUGAAAGUCCACACGCUGCCCAACAUGCGAUCCGGGGCGGCCUCGCAAGCUAAAGGCUCCAAAGUCCAUUCACUGGGCCCUGACUGGAGUCCGAAUGCAGAUCUGUUCCCGAGCCAGGCCUCUGCCUCUGCCCCGAAAAGCUCCGGGAGUGCUCCAGAACAAGCCGAUGACGGGGAGGUGCUGCUGAGGGAGAAGGAGAAGAAAGUGCGUCCCUUCUCCAUGUUCGACACGGUCGACCAGCCCGCCGCGCCACCCUCCUUUGGGUCUCUGAGGAAGAACCAGAGCAGUGAAGACAUCUUGCGCGAUGCUCAGGCUGUGAAUAAAAAUGUGAAAGUACCGCCUCCCGUCCCAUCGAAACCCAAACAGAUCAGUCUGCCGCACUUUGGACGGACGAGUCCGUCCCCGAUGGACAGCAGGCCCGACGGGGAUCCUCAGCCGCCGUCAGCAGCCGUCCCGUCCAUGGGACAUAAACCCAAAGCAGCAGGGCAGCAGCAGAGGGUCCUGCUGGCCCCCGGCGCACCGCUGGGGGGUCAAGACCAAGCCCUCAUUCCAGGCUCCAAGCAAGAGAGCCCACCAGCCGCGGCUGUCCGGCCGUUCACACCACAGCCUUCCAAAGACGCCCUCCUUCCCCCCUUCCGGAAGCCCCAGAUGGUGGCGGCCAGCUCCAUAUACUCCAUGUACACCCAGCACGCGGCUCCCGGGAAGAACUUCCAGCAGGCGGUGCAGAGCGCGCUGACCAAGUCGCACCCCCGAGGGCCGCCCUUCCCGAGCGUCUACGGCAAGCCUGUCCUCGCUGGCGCCCAGAGCCAGCAGCAGCCGCACCCCGAGCACGUCUACUCCGGGACCCAGGGCAAACCCGGCGGUCCGGAGCCCGAGGCCGAGCCCGCGCCUUCGGUUCAGGAGAGCCAUGAGAACGAGAGAAUCCCGAGACCCCUCAGCCCGACCAAGCUGCUGCCUUUCUUAUCGAAUCCGUACCGAAACCAGAGUGAUGCCGACUUGGAAGCGCUGCGAAAGAAACUGUCCAACGCACCAAGGCCCCUGAAGAAGCGGAGCUCCAUCACAGAGCCCGAGGGUCCUAAUGGGCCAAACAUCCAGAAGCUGCUGUAUCAGAGGACCACCCUCGCUGCCAUGGAGACCAUCUCCGGGCCGUCGUCGUACCCAUCCAAGCCGGCCUCGGCGACUGCCGGCCCCGAGAGCCCAGCAGAGAUCCCGAACCCGUAUCUACACGCGGAGCCGGAGAAGGAGGUGGUCUCUCUGGCCCCUGAAGCGCUGUCCCCACAGGAAGCUGGGGACGCCGGUACAGAGAGCAGUGACAUGCCCGCUCCUCCGGGCCUUGACUACGUGCCCGAAGGAGUCCCAGACACCAGCCCAGGUUUCCAGAACAGUGUGGAGGAACCAAAUCCAGAGGCUCCCCACCUGCUGGAAGUGUACCUGGAGGAGUACCCCCCCUACCCGCCGCCGCCCUACCCGUCGGGGGAGCCAGAGGGGCCCGGGGAAGACUCGGGAAGCAUGCGCCCGCCCGAAAUCACCGGGCAGGUGGCCCUGCCUCCGGGCAAAAGGACAAACUUACGUAAAACUGGUUCCGAGCGAAUUGCUCACGGAAUGAGGGUGAAAUUCAACCCUCUCGCUUUACUUCUGGAUUCAUCUUUGGAGGGAGAAUUUGACCUUGUACAGAGGAUUAUUUAUGAGGUGGAGGACCCGAGCCUGCCCAAUGACGAAGGCAUCACGGCCCUGCACAACGCCGUGUGUGCCGGGCACACGGAGGUCGUGAAGUUCCUGGUGCAGUUCGGGGUGAACGUCAACGCCGCCGACAGCGACGGCUGGACCCCGCUGCACUGCGCCGCGUCUUGCAACAACGUGCAGGUGUGCAAGUUCCUGGUGGAGUCGGGGGCCGCCGUGUUCGCCAUGACCUACAGUGACCUGCAGACCGCCGCGGACAAGUGCGAGGAGAUGGAGGAGGGCUACACCCAGUGCUCUCAGUUUCUGUACGGGGUUCAGGAGAAGAUGGGCAUCAUGAACAAAGGAGUCAUCUACGCCCUUUGGGACUACGAGCCGCAGAACGACGAUGAGCUGCCCUUGAAGGAGGGAGACUGCAUGACGGUCAUCCGCAGGGAGGACGAGGACGAGGUGGAGUGGUGGUGGGCGCGCCUGGACGAGAAGGAGGGCUACGUCCCGCGCAACCUGCUGGGGCUCUACCCGAGAAUUAAACCGAGACAAAGGAGCUUGGCCUGACACAUUAUAGAACUGCAGCCAGUGAAGAAUUAAUCUCUGUUAUCACUAAGAAGUAGUAGGAUUGUCUGGGGCACAAACUUCCCAAGACUUAUUUUAACGACCGUGCUCUGGAAGGAAAUGAAGGACUGAAGAGGUCGCUGGUAGUAGGGGACGUCUGGCCCCGAGAAGUGGAGCUUGUGGCCAAGCCGGCCUUCCCGCGCCGGGGCAGCUGCCCCGGGGCACACGCGAGGUCCUCGGCUCCAGUCUGUUUUCCGCAGGAAACGGGGCCACUCAUUGCACAACGGGGAAGUCAGCUUCGUGUCCUGUUGGAAGGGACCAGUGCCAUCGUGGCGCCGCCCCGAUCGUGCCCAGCACCAGCUGGCCGCAUACUUCGGGUCCUCGGUGCAGGGCGGUCAGGUGGCAGCCAGUGAGCAAUAAACUUACUGUAUGAGUUCUUGUAGCAUUUGCAGAAUGAUGCCUAUUUUGAAAUAUUGAAACGAAGCUACACUACAGAUAAAUUAGUUUGAGAAUCUCGUUUUUAGGCUGAAUUUGAAUAUUUAUUGCCUUUUGUAUCUUGGAAAUUAGCCACUUGGUAUAAACUUACCCAUACUAUUUGUCAAGAUCAUAGCUGACCUUAAAAACAAUUGUAAUGAAAUUAAACUUUUGGACUGUAAGCUUUUCUCUG